AUGCGGACCCUGUUGCUCUUCGCGAUUCUCUGCGUUCUCUCCACGCAAAGGGUUAAGAGUGCCAUCGAUUCAAAGUCACAGAUCUCUGUGAAUCAGGCAAAAAGGGAAUCGACCUUGAAGGAGUUGCGGGAAAUGCUGAAGCAAGCGUCGAAUUCGAGCUCGAACUCCACUGGCGAGGUGACCGUCACCAGACAAGGUCCCUGUCAAUGCGGAGGAGGCCUCUGCGGAUGCUGCUCAAAAAUUCUGUUCGACUCCUGGAACCAGAAGGCCUGUGUGAACGUGACGUACGACCCGGACGAGUUCAGCUUCACUGCGAAAAUUUUGAUGAACGACAGAGUUCUGUAUACGAGGACCGUCUCUGGGAAGAAUCCCAGACCCGUGUGUGUACCAGUGCCAAGAAUACGAAUUAUCAAAGCCUGCGCUCGAUUCUACGACAUCUACUUCCAAGGCAGAAACAUUCACAUGUGUUUGAACAUGGAGGGGAAGUUCCAAGAUACCACAGUAUUUAAGGUUGGGUUAGAUUGCAUCAGAUUCGGCGCUAACGGAUUGGCUGUGGUCAAACCAGAGGAUGGAGGUGGACUAGGUCAAAUAGAAUUCUUGCCAGGUGACGACGAGGAGGAGGAUGAGGAUAAUGAUGAGGAUGAGGACGAUUAUGAUUACGACGAUGACGACGACGAUGACGACGAUUUGCUUGAUUUCUGA
This is a messenger RNA of Megachile rotundata (alfalfa leafcutting bee), 702 nucleotides long. RefSeq lists its product as uncharacterized. The record is from RefSeq and is a predicted model, not a curated record. Lineage: Eukaryota; Metazoa; Arthropoda; Insecta; Hymenoptera; Megachilidae.